Messenger RNA from Entrophospora sp. SA101, 753 nucleotides. Lineage: Eukaryota; Fungi; Glomeromycota; Glomeromycetes; Entrophosporales; Entrophosporaceae. The record is from the annotation of a GenBank genome assembly.
AUGGCAUUUGAAACACUAAAGGUAAGAGAAUUUCUAGAAUCAAGACCUUCUUCUUUAGAAAUUGAUGCAAUCUCAUUUGUAAUUGAAUUAACCAAAGAAUAUAAUAAAUCGGUUAGAACACAUAUUGUACAUUUAUCAGCAUCGGAUGCUCUGGACGCUAUCACCAAAGCCAAAUUAGUUGAUGGUUUGCCAAUAACAGUUGAGACAUGCUUUCAUUAUCUUUGUUUAUCCGCAGAAGAAAUCCCUGCUGGCAGAACUGAAUUUAAGUGUUGUCCACCUAUUAGAGACGAUAAAAAUCGAGACAAGCUUUGGAAAGCAUUGAUAGAUGGGGUAAUUGAUUGCAUCGUGUCAGAUCAUUCACCUUGUACUAGUAAUUUAAAGGAAGGAGGUUUUGGAAAAGCUUGGGGUGGUAUUUCAACAUUACAGUUUGGUUUACCAGUAUUAUGGACUGAAGCCAAAAGAAGAAACCUUUCCAGUUUUAAUAAUCUUGUAAAUUGGUUAUCAAGAAAUCCAGCAAAACUAGUUGGAUUAAAUGAUAGAAAAGGCGAAAUUAAGGUUGGGUAUGAUGCUGACAUUAUUAUCUGGAAUCCAGAAGAAUCCUUCAAAAUAACAGAGGAUUCGAUAGAAUUUAAAAAUAAAGUGACGCCAUAUUUAGGAAAAGAAUUUUAUGGGGUGGUUAAGAAAACAAUCCUAAGAGGAAAGAUUAUUUAUGAUGAUAAUAAUAUUAGCAGCAUUGUCAUUAUUAACAUAUAA